ACAACAAGUUGCAAAAGAUGAAUUGGAGCUCUAUCACCUAAAUAAUUGGAAACUUGGUGCUGCACUUCUUCUUUAAGGCAGCUGCUGAGGGGUUUGUGCCUGUUUGCACGUGCGCCUGUCGGUGUCUGUGUGUGUGUAAGCGCGCGACUCCUACAGCUGUGGAUUAAUCCCCUGGAGACUCUUUCACCCUGGAGCUUCAUGUGGGCCUCAGACCUCCAGGCCAGGCUGGGGGAUGACACCGUUUCCUCUGCACUAGGAGCGCUGUGGGCAGCCAUGGCACUGGAAAGGCGCUGUCCCAAGCGGGGAUCUCCCAGCGGCGCGCUGGCCAGGAGGAGGCGCCAGCAGGCGGCCCAGGGGGUGGGCAGGAUCACGGUGGCCUUCGUGGCCAGGACACGCCUGCACGGGCUGAAGUACGUAUGCUCACAGAGCGCCUCCCUCAGGCACCGAGCCUUCUGGCUGCUGGCGCUCUGCACCUCCCUGGGCCUGCUCCUCUCCUGGUCCUCCAACCGCUUCCUCUACUGGCUCUCCUUCCCCACCUACACCAAGGUGCACAUGGAGUGGGCCAAGGAGCUGGCCUUCCCCGCCGUCACCAUCUGCAACAACAACCCCAUUCGCUUCUACAAGCUCACCAAGAGCGACGUGUACUUCGCUGGACACUGGCUGGGGCUCCUGCUGGCCAACCGGACCGCUCGGCCCGUCGUGUUGGACCUGCUGCAGGACGACCAGAGAGCCUGGUUCCGCAAGUUGUCUGACUUUCGCCUCUUUCUGCCCCCACGCAACUUUGAGGGCACCAAUUUGGAGUUCAUGGACAGGUUAAGCCACCAGCUGGACGACAUGCUCCUCUCCUGCAAGUACCGGGGGGAGGUGUGUGGACCACAGAACUUCUCCUCUGUGUUCACCAGGUAUGGGAAGUGCUACAUGUUCAACGCAGCAGAGGAGGGGAAGACGCUCCGCACCACGGUGAAGGGGGGCACCGGGAACGGCCUGGAGAUCAUGCUGGACAUUCAGCAGGAUGAGUACCUGCCCGUGUGGGGCGAGACAGAGGAGACAGCGUUUGAGGCGGGGAUCAGAGUUCAGAUCCACAGCCAGGCGGAGCCCCCCUUCAUUCACGAGCUCGGCUUCGGGGUGGCACCAGGGUUUCAGACGUUCGUCGCCACACAGGAACAGCGGCUCACCUACCUGCCCCCGCCCUGGGGGGAGUGCCAGUCGAAGGCUCCAGACUCGGGCUUCUUCCAGGUGUACAGCGUCACAGCCUGCCGCAUCGACUGCGAGACGCGCUACAUUGUGGAAAACUGCAACUGCAGGAUGGUGCAUAUGCCAGGUGAUUCUCCAUACUGCACCCCUGAACAGUACAAAGACUGUGCGGAGCCAGCACUGGCAACACUGUCGGAGGAGAACAGUAACUGUGUCUGCCGGACUCCCUGCAACAUGACGCGCUACAACAAGGAGCUGUCAAUGGUGAGGAUCCCCAGCAAGACGUCCGCUCGCUACCUGGAGAAGAAGUUUAAUAAGUCAGAGAAAUACAUAGCGGACAACAUACUGGUUCUGGAUGUGUUUUUUGAGGCCCUGAACUACGAGACCAUAGAGCAGAAGAAAGCGUACGAAGUGGCCGGUUUAUUGGGUGACAUCGGGGGUCAGAUGGGACUGUUCAUCGGGGCCAGCAUCUUGACAAUACUGGAGCUGUUUGACUAUGCCUACGAGGUGAUGAGGGACAGACUGCUGGACUUGCUGUGCCGAGAGGAUGAGGAAGGGAGUCAUGGUGAGGAUGUGAGCACCUGUGACCCAGUGGCAAACCACUCUGAAGCCAUCAGCCACACUGUGAGUGUUGCACUGCAGCCCACGCUGGGGACGCUGGAGGAGAUCGCUUGCUAAUGACCAGUGCAAAGAGCUCUCCCUGCCAACCUACCACUGGGACAGAGAACCUGGGGCUGGGGAGGGGGCUGAUCUGCUUUGACAAACUCCACUCUGUCCUCAAAAGAAAAACCUAUCAAAAGCACGGCUGACUGAAACUCUGUCACUGAUCGUUGCUAUGUACAGCACAAAUGGGGAACAAGGAUUCGUAUCCUUGACUCACCUACACUGAUGACGGACUAGGGAGACCCUGAUCCCCAGAGAGACUCCCAGGGGAAAUGUCUCUAAUUUCAGGGUCAAUGCGGCAACAAAUGGAAGGAAAUAUAUCUGUAUAUAAGAUUUGUGUAUACAAGUCGCUCUCUUGUCUAUUUACAGUCUACUGCCAAAUUGUAAAUUGUAAACUGUCCUAUUUGCAUGUUGGUUCUUUGGAUACACUUCUUUUUAAAGAUACAGAGACCAUUGUACUGCUUACUUGCGCUCUCUCUCUCUCUCUGUCUCUCUCUC
Molecule: messenger RNA, 2355 nt
Organism: Megalops cyprinoides (Indo-Pacific tarpon)
Lineage: Eukaryota; Metazoa; Chordata; Actinopteri; Elopiformes; Megalopidae
Gene: asic2
Product: acid-sensing (proton-gated) ion channel 2
Exons: 10
Coding region: 199-1872 (557 amino acids)
Biological process (GO): sodium ion transmembrane transport
Cellular component (GO): membrane
Molecular function (GO): ligand-gated sodium channel activity
Source: RefSeq, a predicted model, not a curated record